AUGGGCGCGAUACCCGAAAUCGUCGUAAAUGCUUUAUCGGCGUCUCAAGAUCGAAGAUGCCAUCGCGAGAUACUUGUAAAUAGCCGACCCGCCGCCGUCGCAUCCAAGGUGAGCUCCAAUGGGAUGUCAAGAACGUUCGACCUCCAUUUGAUCUGCAAAUCGGCAUUUGGUCGACCUCUACGCUACCUGGCCCCGCGUCCGCCUCGUUUGUCCCAUGUUCCACCUCACCGCUAUUUUUUUUUUGAACGUUGCGCUUGAUUCUCCUCAUUUUUUUUUCUGAAGCUUGGCUUGCCAGAGUUUCUAGAUCAUUUCUUUCAACUUUAGGUUUUGAAUUCAUGUUUUUUUUUUAAUUUUCAAAGUCUGAGUUAAGGCUCUAAUAUUUAUCUCAUUUGAAAUUGUUUUUUUCUCCAGCCCAAUAUUUUCAAGCGUCUGAAAAUUUACAGUUCCUCUUAUUCUAGGGAAAAAAAAAACAACUUUCCGUUGUCAGAGUGUAGGAUCAGAUAGGGAGUCUAAUUCAGUUUCAAUUCUCAAAAACCGGUUAUCUUAGGGGUACGAAACCAUUUGCCAUUCUUUUUUUUUGAGUUGGUUGGAAGAGCACAGACCACCCUCCAAAUAAGAAUGCGAAGAAAAACUAUCAAUUCCUGACUUGGCGGCGACGUUUUUCGCUGUCUUUCUUAUCGCCUGUGUUUGUUGACUAUUUUUGGUGAUUUCAACUUCGAUUCCCGUCUUUUCGAUCUAUCGCCUUUCGCGCCGCUAUUUUGCAUAAAAAAACGUUUCUUGGCGCAAAAACUCAUCUGUUUUUCCCACGGUUUAUACGAUUCUGAACGAUAGCGCUCAGAAAAACUUUUCCCAAUUUUUCAAUAUUCGUACUAUUUCGCUCACUGAGAAUAUUAUUUCUAGGUUUCGCUUCACAGCAGAAUUAUUGCUUUUACUUUUGAAUUUGAAACUGUAGAAAGUGUUAAAAACGGUCUUUGUCGCUCGUGGCUUUUCCUGGAAGCAAAUAUUUUUCUCGCAAAAUUGUCCUUGUUUACCUUCGUGCUAGUACUUGCCGACUGAAGUUGCACCCAAAAUAGUUAAGAUUCCCUCUCUCUGUUCAUUGACCUUUUUACUCUUUUGUUUCAAAAAAAAAUUCACUUUCAAAAUACGGGUUUUGUUCCAUUUUGGUAUGAUCGAAUCGUCACCAGAAGUGUUUGUUCUCGAUUUCAUCGAUUUUUGCUUGUUUCAUUGCCUUCACAGUUUUAAACUCAUUUUUUUUAUUGCAGCGAAACGCGCGACAUCGAAAUCGAAGGGCGUUUGGACAAUGCCACCGGUGCGCACAAGCGGUGAGUUAAUUGCAACUAAUGUCUUUCUUUCUUCUGCCAGGGUUCUUCUAUUUUUCAAAUGUCCUUGGGACGCUUUCUUUCGUCUGAUGACGCUCUACUGGUCGAUGAGAGCUCAAAAAGUCAAAACAAAAAGAAAAAAUGUUGUUUUGAUUGUCAACUGAAAGGAAAGCUUAAAUUGAUAGGUAAUUCAAGAUCAGAAAAGGAGAAAAACUAUUUUCCUGGAACUGGAAUCAAAGCCGUCGCCACUUUUUUCAACUCAAACCGGAACGGGUUGAAUGCCACGCUUGGCCUGAGCCGUUUCGCGCAUGAAUAAUUAUCGUCACGGCCAAUAGCAGAUCAAAAAAGGGCAACGAGCCGUUGUUUAAAUGGGAGAUUUUAGAGCUGAUAUAUUCCGAACUUGAAACCGGAAAGUCGCUUUUUGAAACUCGCCUCGAAGUUUUCAUUUUUUUUUAGUAGAAAGGGCCAACAUUUAAUUUUUAAUUUAGAGUCCAUCUAUUAUAUAACUAUAAAUUUUUUUGCUUUUUUUCUUGAAACUCAGGACUAGUAAUGAUUCAUGGGCUUGGAACGCGGCGAGAACUGCAUACCAUACACGUACCAUGCGCAUCACGCUUCAGGGCGCUUUUCGAUCAGAAAAAGCAAUAUAUAUUCUAUAGAAGUUUUGUUUCGCUCCGGGUGAGUCACUUCAAAAGCUGACUCCAAGGUUGGGAGCGGGAAAUUUUUUUCAACAGUGACGCAUCACGUGUGGUCCAUUUUCCGUCAGAAAUAACACAAAGGGGAUAAAUUGAGAGAGCGAGAACCUAUUUGGAAACGAGAACUCACGAAAAACAGUUUAUAGAGAAUAGCUUUGAAUAGAAGCUUUUUGUCAGAUAUUCAAAUUCAAAUUCGAAAAAAACUGAAAGGAAAAACAUUGUUUGAAAAUGUGGAGAAACACUUUGUUCUCACUAUAAAAAAAGUCGUACGAAAUUCAUCUUGCUCUGCGAUUGGAUUAUUAUUUUUUUUGAUGUAUCGUCCAAAUAUAAUUUCAUCUAAAAAAAAUGUAGAUACAGAAAGUCUGUACCUACAAAUCUUCAAGAAAGAGCAAAAAUUUUCAUAACGGCGUUCUGUACUAAUUAAUAAGUUGUUCUAUGACUUGUGGAAACUUUUUUCAAAGGCUGGGGAUGUGCAGAUUGAGGCAAGAAGACUGGUCCAUUUCCAAAAAAAUUCAACCGCAAAGUGAAUCACCUGACUUUUUUCAAUACUCAUCGAAAUGUAUUCCAGAAGCGCAUCGAGCACUCGAGCUGAUAGAAGAUUAUCACGCGCAGCUCACUCGCCAAACCGAUGACGAGCUCCGAUCCAACAUCGAAAGACUCAUCAACGGCUUCAAAUCCGGCCUGUUUCAGACCUUGAUUGGUAAGUCGAAACCUUUAUUAGAUUUUUUUUCCUUUCUUUCUAAGAAUUUGAUCAGAAAGUUUUUUAAGAUCUGCAAGAGCUGUACGAAGACACCUUGCUGAACGAGCGCAAGUCCUACCUGCAGAAGAACUCGGAGGUCCGAAGAAUCGUGGAGCGAUGGGAUGUCCACCCGCCUUUCGGCAUUCGCUCGAAUAUUGUCGGAACUUCGGCUAUUCCGAACUACACCAGUGCUCCUUUGGCUUCGGAGGUAUUUCUUGGUCGAUUUGGCCCGGCAAAAUUUGAUAGGCAUUCCAGGAUCGUGGGUUCACAUACCUCGACUCAGUGACCAAUGGAGCUCUACCAACAGCCAACACUUCGUUCUCUCAGUCCAGCCAUCUGCUUCAUGAGAGAUCUAGACACACUGUAAGUGUUUUGUUACGAAAGUCAACCUGUAGAGAGCGUUCCUGGUAAUCCAAUGAAUCCGAGAGAAAAGUAUUUACAAAGUCUGUCUAAUUUCAAUAAAAGAAGAAAACAAAAACUUGAAUUAUUUUGUGUUUUCGCUUCGAGAAAGCCGUAAAAAUUUCUCUUUAACGUUAUUUUUUUGUUUUUAGAGUCAUGAUGGAACUUGGCGUGAGGUGACCACCAAAAUGGUUGACACUCCUGGAGGUGUUCAGAAGCAGACCGUUACUGUGAGUUUUUUUCAUUCAGACUUCUGUUAUGAUUUUUUUAAACUUAAAUUUGAAGGUAGAUAUAAAAAAAUGCUCCAAAAAUAUCAAAAACUUACAUUCUCAAAAUAAAUUCAAAGUUAUCGAUUUGAAAAGAAGAUUUUUUUACUAUUUGUCUUCCAAAAGAAGAGCGUUCACCUGAAAAGGAAUUUUUUCCAGCACAACGGCAUUAUUGAUGAGCGCGGCCGCAAGUGGGAAAUCGAGGACAUCGUCCUUGAAAAAGGCCACACCGGCCUUGGGUUCUCAAUUACCGGAGGUGAGGUUCUUGCGGCGACGCAAUAAAACGGCUAAUCUCGCCAGAUUAUCACCUAUAAUUGGAGAUUUCUGUUGCAGGAACUGAUCAGCCGACCGAGGAUGGUGACACCGCCAUCUACGUUACUAAUAUCAUCCCGGGAGGUGCCGCUUUGGCUGAUGGUCGGAUGAGGUAUCUAUCGGACAACGAAAUUUGACAACUGAAAAUUUUUUGUCAAACAAAAUAUCAAGGAUUUUCACGUACUGUAAAAAAAUCAUUUGAAAUUUUUUUAUUUAUUUUAGGCAGACUUUUGAAUAAAAAAAGAAAGACUCAAGAGUUUCUUAUCAAAUUUCCAAAAAGAUUUUUCAACCUUUUUUUGUUAGAACUUUGCCGCUCUCAGUGAAAUAUUUCAAAAUCGCAGCUCUCAUUAGACAUAACCAAAUCUCCACUGAAUAUUCUGAAAUAGCCGCUUUCCAGCUCUCUCCUUAGAAUAGACCAACACGAAAUUGAGCUCUAUGUAUAUAUUUUUUUUUCCACUACCAAUCCAUUUAUAACCAGCAUUUCAUAGCGGGACUCAAACAACGAAGUUAAAAAUUUCAGACGGAGCGAUAUCAUCGUCAACGUCAAUGGUACCAACUGCGAAAAUGUUCUUCAUGAGGUGGCGGUGAACGCUUUGAAACAUGCUGGAAAUGUUGUGUCUUUGGUGAGGACAUCAUUCAAGUUUUUGAAAUAUCAAACUUUUAAAAUUCUCUGGUUCAGACUCUGAAGCGAAGGCGCGAGGAAACAUCUAUAGGAGCAUUGGGAACGCCGUUCAGAAAUGGCCUGACACCUUCCAUGAGUGCCGGAAAUCUUGACGUUCACUCGCCAGCGGCUCCACUCCAUCCGCCGCCUCUGCCGCCUGUCCAUCAUGGGUCACUCAGCCAACUGUCCAACCCAUACAGACCAGUUCGUGCCAACUCCCAAGUCCUCGAACUUUACAAGGUCAAAAAACCCUAAAGAUCUCAUGAAUAAAAGAAAAGUUAUACAGGGAAGCAAAGGCCUCGGAUUCUCUAUUGCUGGCGGUGCUGGAAAUGAGCAUGUUCCUGGCGACACGGACAUUUUCGUCACCAAAAUUAUCGAUGAUGGAGCUGCAGAUCAUGAUGGUCGACUACGAGUUGGCGACAAAAUUCUUGCGGUCAGUUUGAACGUUUCCUUGCCUCAAAUAAAGGUUUCUAUUCAUCAGGUGGAUAACAUUUCUUUGGAAAAUGUCACGCACGAGUUUGCGGUCGAUGUUCUGAAAAACACGGGGACCAGAGUUCGACUACUGAUUCAAAAGAACCAAGGCGUUCCUUUUGUUGAUUCCGCUAGUCAACAGUUUACCGCUAUCACUCCCAUUUUGAGACGUAAUUUUGAUGCCCUGAAUGCUUAAAAAAACCUGCUUUUUCAGCAAGCUCUGUUCAAGGCUUCCAAAAUCGAUCAGUUGAUUCGCAAACGGCUUUGGCUUACGGUUUGCCUGUCGGAACUGGAGCUCCAACCACUCCUGUGACUUUGAUCCCGACGGCUGACCCACGUCUGGUUCACCUUUAUAAAGGACCUAGUGUAAGUUCACGGCACAGAGUUUCAUAAUUGUUUGAUCUUAGACUAUUCCUCUGUAUUAAAAUCUUUUUUGUUUAUUUUCAGGGCCUCGGUUUCAACAUCGUUGGAGGAGAAGAUGGCGAACCAAUAUAUAUCAGCUACGUCUUGCCAGGUGGUGUGGCCGAUUUGAGCGGAAAUGUGAAAACUGUAAAUAUUCUGUUGAUUUUCUGAGUUAUACCCGUGUAAUUUUCACAGGGAGACGUUCUGCUCGAAGUUAACAACACGAAUCUACGUCAUGCUUCGCACAAAGAAGCCGCAGAUGCAUUGAGACACGUUCAGAAUCCUGUUAACAUGCUUCUGCAGUACCGUCCACACGGUGAGUCAAUCUCAAACUUCAACGGCGUCCUGAAAUAUUGAAAAAGCGCCUUGUUCUCGAAUCGUUUUCGGAAAUACGCUAGAAUCUUGAUAGACAAGUGCAAAAAAAUUUCGGUUGAUGAAUCGAGGAAUCUUUUCUGAAAAGUGAACUCAAAAUAGUCAAAUUGAAAAAUAGCUUUUUUUUCUAGUAGAAAAUACUUCAGAAUAUCAACUCUUCGAAACCAAAAUCGAACGUCUUCGGAAUGAUGUCAUUGCCCAAUCGAGAAUGGGAGGCGUGGCGGUUCCUAAACAGGAACAAUACGUUAGGUGAGCUAAAAAUGAAUUGUUCUCAAUUAAAUCGCAAACAUUCAGAGCUCUUUUCGAUUUCGACCCAAGUCAAGUGAGUGCAGUCCCACCACAUCGCACGAUGACUUUCCACUAUGGAGAUAUCUUGCACAUUAUCAACACAUCAGAUGACGAAUGGUGGACUGCUAGAAAGGUAAAAAAUGAUUGGAAGUUUCAUCUCAAGCUCAUUUUCAAGGUUUUGGACAACAACGAAGAAAGUCAGGAAGGCGUGAUUCCGUCUAAGAAACGAGUAGAGAAACGUGAACGUCUACGUAGAAAACAGGUUCAAUUAUUAUUUUUGUUUCUCCAUUUUCAUAAUCCUUCAGGUGAACUUCAACUCAGGCUCAAUGUCUUUGGGACGAAACAGCAAUCCUACUGGCCUGGAAAAUCGACGUGGAAGCCGUAGUCAGCUUUCUUUCUCUAGGAAGUUCCCCUUCGUGAAGAGUACCGAUCGUCUCAAUGAGUUCACUGACCAAGAGCGUAUGUUUCCUGUUUAGACUUCUUUAAUAUAAUAAUGGAAUCCAUUGUCCAGGCACUUGAUGACGUGUCUAGAGUUGGGAAAAUAUUCAAAUUUCUUUCAAAACAGGGUUUUCUUAAAAGCUGGUGUGCUUCUUGAAAUCUCCCAGGAAAUUUUUUUGCAGACUGCUAGCUCUCAAAAUUUUCCAAUCUGACCAUCCCAGAAACCCUUUAUGAAUCGAACCCUCCUUUAUAGAAAUGGCAACAACCAACACCGAUUAUACUAGCGCGAGCGAAUUUAGUGAGUAUAGUGCUUUCAAUUCAAAGUUUCACUCUUCAUUUUUCAAAUCUCCUCAUUUCUGUUCCUUAACAAUGGAAUUCGAGUAACAAUACUAAUUAUUUGCCUGUUUUUCUUCUACCUUGACUGCAAUUUUUUAAGAGAUUUAGAGCUCUUUUUCAGUGGCGACCGCAGAUGAGCCGGUGUUCUCCUACCAGCCCGUUGAACAACAACAAAGUAAGCUGAGAAAAAAAGUGGAGAAUGAUCUGGUGUAUAUACUUUAGUUAAUUAUGUGCGGCCGGUUAUCAUUCUGGGAGCUGUCAAAGACAGAAUUAACGACGAGCUCGUUACUCGCGAUCCCAACCGUUUCAGCAGUUGUGUGCCUCGUGAGUUUUUUUUUCUUCAAACUUCUCUUACAAAAUGAGUGUUUCAGACACUUCGAGACCACCCAGAGAGGACGAAGUCGACGGACGAGAUUAUCAUUUUGUUCGAAAGGACAAGAUGGAAGACGAUGUGAAGAACAACUUGUUCAUUGAAGCUGGCCAGUUCCAAAACAAUCUUUAUGGAACCAGCAUUCAAAGCGUCCGAGAGGUUGCAAAUCAGGUUGGUUGAAGUUAUCUAGAAAGCAGAGUCUCGGACUUUACCAGCAGUUACACGAAAUUGACAAUCGAGAAAGCAACAUUCUGCCCUUUUUUUCAGAAAAAAAUUUGUGCAAAAGAAUGUUUAUUAUAGUCUGUUCAGAUUUUGAAUGUCAAGAAGCUCACUCCGCCCCUGCUGAGACGGUUCCUUUUCGCGUCGAUGUUUCAUCGCGCGGGACUAAUUUUGAUCUUUUUCGAUCUAAAAGAUAGAAAAAGAGGUCAAAAAAGCAGCCUUAUUAAAGGGCCAUUGGCACAUGUAGAUAAAACAUCGACGCGAAAGAUAUUGUAGCCUUGGGGGUGGAGUUAGCUGCUUGACAUUCAAAAUCUGAACAGACUAUACACAAACUAUGUUGAUUGUCAAAAUUCCAGGGACGCCAUUGCAUCCUUGACGUCAGCGGACACGCGAUCCGAAGACUUCAGAGCGUCGCCAACAUCCAUCCAAUCGCCCUGUUUGUCAAACCGAGCGCUGCCCACCAGAUAUUGUAAGAACAUCAUUCUUCACAAGUCUUCGGGUUACUGAAAUUAUAUUUUUCAGAGACUGGGACCGACAGUUCACGGCUGGAAGUCGGUCAAACGAUCGUCCGCUGACCGAGGAUGAAGCUCAUCAACAAUAUCAGCGUUGUCAACGCAUCGAGCAGACAUUCGGCGACUUGUUCACUCGUUCGUUUUCCUAGCUUUUGUUAUCAACGUUCGCAAUUUUUUUUUCAAUAAGCUCUUAUUUUUGAUGUCUUAGAUGAACAUAUAAAAAAACUUUUCUGUUUUCAAAAAUUCACAUCUCCAACUGAUGUUUACAUAGAUAUGCCUCAGAGGCGUUUUUUUCCGAAAAAAAUGAAAUUUUUUUCAAGUUGAAAACUUCAAUUCAUUUACUUCAGCUUUUUUUAUAAUUGAUAAACAGAUUUUUGUGGUAGGAAAAAAAGUUGUACCUUUUUUUGAAGUCAUUUCCAUGUGGUAAGAUAAAUCAAUCAUGAUCAAUUGACAGUUUGAUGUGUUGGCCUGUAAAUGUAUACAUACAUUGAGGAUUGUAUUUAUAAACUUUCAAGUGGAAAAUUUCAGACGAAAUCUCCAACGCCCACUCGGCCGCCGAAAUCAUCAACCGCGUUCACUCACUUAUUGCUAAAGAAUCGCAAUCUGUCAUUUGGGUGCCUAAAUAA
This is a messenger RNA of Caenorhabditis auriculariae, 8422 nucleotides long. Lineage: Eukaryota; Metazoa; Nematoda; Chromadorea; Rhabditida; Rhabditidae. The record is from the annotation of a GenBank genome assembly.